Messenger RNA from Gigantopelta aegis, 1389 nucleotides. RefSeq lists its product as uncharacterized. The transcript is spliced from 2 exons. The record is from RefSeq and is a predicted model, not a curated record. Lineage: Eukaryota; Metazoa; Mollusca; Gastropoda; Neomphalida; Peltospiridae. The coding region runs from base 118 to 1242 and encodes 374 amino acids.
AACACGGGUGGGCAUAUUGUGCAAGGCGCGGUUCACCGAUUUGCUGAUCGAUCGAAAAGGACGCACUACACGCGAGAACAGGAAAGUGUUUCGUUAGUAACAGGUACUCAGUACAAGAUGCUUUCGUCACAAAACAAGGACGAUCUGAAGAAGAAAGGCUACACGGUUGUGCAUGAUGUACUUACAACAGAGGAGGCAGACGGAUUCCGAGGAGAGUACGAGGGGUGGCUCUCGCAGUUCGAGAAGGGCACAUUCCCGCAUACCAACAAAUCACUGAUCCAGAGGUACAGGGUCGGCCACAUGGAACCCACAUGGACUGUCCGUCUGAAGAGCAAGCACGUUUUUAGUCAGAUAUGGAACACCGACGAGUUGUUAACAAGUUUCGAUGCUAUCGCUAUAGGAAGACCGCCCGAGGAUGGAGAUGAGGAUUUCUUUCGUCCUGGCCAUCACUGGUUACACUGCGAUCAAAGACCAGCUCGAGUGGGACUACAUGCUUACCAAGGAGCGGUCUACUUGGAAGAGUGUCAGGAAGAUGACUGGGCUUUCGAAGUUCUGGAAGGGUCGCAUGAUCUCUUCGCUGCUUUUUACGAGAGUGAGCACGUCAAGAAGACGCUGAGACUGAAGCCUCAUUGGCGCCUUCGUACCUUAAGAGAUGAGGAUCUAACGUGGUAUGUUGAAAACGGCUGUGUUCGCAAACGGAUACCCGUUCCUAAAGGGGGAAUGGUGCUCUGGGAUUCCAGAUUAAUCCACGCCAAUUCUCGGCCGGUCAAAGAGAGGGAACACCCGGGAAGAUGGCGAUACCUCGUGUUUGUGUGUAUGACCCCCGCCGCCUGGGCUGAUGAGGAAUCUCUGAAACAGAAAAGAGAAGCCUACGAGAAUUUAAAAAUGACUACCCAUUGGCCUAGCGAUGACAUCGGUUUCUUCUCUGAGGAACUUCCAUCAUAUGCCGAAAAGAAGGUAAAAAUACCACAAGAAUUGCCAGCCAUCGCUAAGACAGCAAUGGCUAAGAGACUAGCUGGGGUGUUGACGUACGACGCAUCAGGAUGCGAGUCACGUUCCUCUUGCCCGCCAAAGCCAGAGUGGGAGGCGGGGAGACUGGAGGUGGUCAGAAAUCAAGAAGUAGAGUGGGAGACUCAACUGGCUGCUUAUAAACACGAGACGUCAGUCUUCUACUACAGGCGUGUAUUUGCUGCCUCCAUACUGGCACUUCUCCUAUCAGGAUUGUUCUAUGUCCUUAUGUAACAUGGAUUAAUAUAGGAUGUCAGCGGUACAAAUACAGACGAUUUAAAUGUCAGUGGUAAAAAAAAAUCAACAUUCUGAUCAUACAUUUGUAAAAAUAAAUAAUAAAUGUUUAUCUUGUACUGAUAUAAUAUAUAGGAGCGGGACGUA